Messenger RNA from Salvelinus namaycush (lake trout), 887 nucleotides. Its product is annotated as E3 ubiquitin-protein ligase TRIM7-like. The coding region runs from base 22 to 768 and encodes 248 amino acids. The transcript has a single exon. Lineage: Eukaryota; Metazoa; Chordata; Actinopteri; Salmoniformes; Salmonidae. The record is from RefSeq and is a predicted model, not a curated record.
UAUAGAGAGAGGAAGACUCAGAUGAGGAAGACUAAGAGUAAAGUUCAGGAGAUGAUCCAGGAGAGACUGCUGAAGGUUAAGGAGAUCAAACAUGCAGUAGAGCUCAGCAAGAGUAAUGCAAAGAGAGAGAUAGCAGACAAUGCAGAGGUCUUCACUGCUAUGGUGCGCUGUAUUGAGAGAAGCCAGGCUGAGCUCAUUGAGGUGGUUGAGGGGAAGCAGAAAGCAGCAGAGAAGCGGGCUGAAGGGCUCGUUGAAGAGUUGGAGCAGGAAAUCACUGAGCUAAAGAGAGGAAGCACUGAGCUGGAGCAGCUCUCAGAUAUUGAGGACCACCUUCUCCUCCUUUACAGCUCCCCAUCCCUCUGUACAACCCUUCCACACACAAAGAACUGGUCUGAGAUCUGUGUUCAUAGCAGUGUAGGUGUGGGGAUUCCGGGAAGAGUUGUGUCUCAGCUGGAGGAGACCCUCAGUAAAGAGAUAAAAAAUGUGUGUGUUGCUGAUUUGAAGAAGAUACAGCAGUAUGCAGUGGAUGUGACUCUGGACCCUGAUACAGCAUAUGCCAAACUCAUCCUGUCUAAGGACAGGAAACAAGUGAGAUACGGAGACAAAAAGCAGAAUCCCCCUUCCAACCCAGAGACGUUUGAUUAUCAUACCCGUGUUUUAGGAAAGGAGGGGUUCUCCUCGGGGAGAUUCUACUAUGAAGUUCAGGUGAAAGGGAGGACUUCGUGGGGUUUAGGAAUGGCUAGAGAGUCCAUCAUCAGGAAGGGGUGAAUCUAUUGAGUCUUGCCAAUGGAUACUGGGCUUUGGGGCUGGAGAAUGGGGAUGAGUAUGAGGUUUGCACUGGGUUUAAUGUCCCCCUCACCCUGAUAGAGAAGCCCCAGAAGGUGGGG